Molecule: messenger RNA, 1459 nt
Organism: Populus euphratica (Euphrates poplar)
Lineage: Eukaryota; Viridiplantae; Streptophyta; Magnoliopsida; Malpighiales; Salicaceae
Exons: 9
Coding region: 49-1017 (322 amino acids)
Biological process (GO): methylation
Molecular function (GO): RNA binding; methyltransferase activity
Source: RefSeq, a predicted model, not a curated record
AGAUAUUAGAGUGUGGCUGGAGCCAGAAAGGAGCAGCGAAGGCAAAAAAUGGCGCAGUAUCUCAAGCUUCCCAUUAUUUUCUCACGCUCCGCCUGUAGUACUGAAAAUUCAAGCUUGCUUCUCUUAUCCAGAUCCUACCACUUCCAUCACUACUACGCUUCUAAAUUUCCUCCAGAACUUUCAGUUAGAUGGGUCAAACCAGAAAUGCACUGUAGUCCAAUUAGAAGCUUUGCUGCUGCUCCUGCUAAGGCUGGAAAGCUUCAACUACCUAAAAAGAAACGGAGGCUGGAUGAAAUAUGUCUUGAAAGGUUCCAGCAAUACAGCCGAACAUUUAUACAAUCAUGGAUAUUACAAGGUAAAGUAUUUGUGGAUGGAAAGGUAGUGAACAAAGCUGGCACACCUGUGUCUGAGAAAUCUGUUGUUGAGAUAAUUGCUGAAGUUCCAAAAUAUGUAUGUAGGGCAGGAUAUAAACUAGAAGCUGCCAUUGAACAACUGGAUGUUGAUGUAGCUGGCAAAGUAGCUCUGGAUUCAGGAUUGUCCACCGGAGGAUUUACUGAUUGCUUGCUUCAGUAUGGUGCAUCAUUUGUUUAUGGAGUUGAUGUAGGUUAUGGACAGGUGGCAGACAAGAUACGUCGAGAUGAACGUGUUUGUGUGAUAGAAAGAACAAACUUAAGAUACCUCUCUGAACUCCCCCAAAAAGUUGAUUUGGUGACUCUGGACCUCUCAUUCAUCUCUAUUCUCCUGGUCAUGCCUGCUGUAGUCAAUGUCAUGAAGGAAGAGGCAACGUUAGUGACCUUGGUUAAACCUCAAUUUGAAGCUCGCAGAUCUCAAGUAGGAAGUGGCGGGAUAGUAAGAGAUUCUCAAGUCCACCAAGAGGUUCUUGAGAAGAUAACAAAAGGCGUGGAGGGCUUUGGAUUCCGUAGCAAUGGUUGUAUUGAGUCUCCUCUAAAGGGUGCUGAGGGUAACAUCGAAUUUCUUGUGCACUUCAGUCGAAUACAUGAAAAUAGUGCAGAAUGAUUACUACUAGCAUGAAAAGAAAGACCUCGCAUUAUGCCAGGACCCUAUGGAUGAAUUAUUUUCCAUGUGAAGUUCGUUCACUCUCACCUUACAGAAACAAGAAUCCAUGGCUUCUAAUGUAUGUAAAUUACAUCCCAACUAUUUAUUGAAAGCACAAGAAAUGCAAGACGUGAUGCUAUCACUCCAUCUCCUAUGACCUUAAUUAUGUGAUUUUCUCGCACAUGGUACAGUUGAUUUGUUUUUGUUUUUUGCCUACUGCUGGUGAGGAGUCCAGUUUGUCAAGCUCUAUGAAUUCUCCACCUUUCUGAUGUAAAUCUUGCUCUCCUGCGUCUGAGACAACUGACAAUGUGUUCGAUUUACAACUUAAUGCAUGUAAUCUCUUGUAGAAAAACUACAGCCUUACAGUUGUAAAAGACAAUUCUUGAAUAAACCUUUACAGAAA